Messenger RNA from Megalopta genalis, 4477 nucleotides. It is a transcript of the gene Nup154, whose product is annotated as nuclear pore complex protein Nup154. Gene Ontology annotation, biological process: transcription-dependent tethering of RNA polymerase II gene DNA at nuclear periphery; protein localization to nuclear inner membrane; protein import into nucleus. NCBI's taxonomy places the organism in Eukaryota, Metazoa, Arthropoda, Insecta, Hymenoptera, Halictidae. Gene Ontology annotation, molecular function: protein binding; structural constituent of nuclear pore. The record is from RefSeq and is a predicted model, not a curated record. Gene Ontology annotation, cellular component: nuclear pore; nuclear pore inner ring.
AUUGGCGCGAGAAGCGCGAACCUCGUGAGUGAAACUUUUUGUCGCGCCGAUAGCAUUAAAACAGUUGUAAUACAUUUUUUAUUGUUCGAGUUUUACUGACAUAAAUAAAACUAACCUUCAACUACGGUAUUACAGUGAAAAAUUUAAAAAGUUAGUGUCAUUAAUAAUUCGUUAUAAAUAGAAAUGAAACAGCUAGUUACUAAAUUAAGAAUAAUUGUGUAAGAAACUUAUUUAGUUUCUUCAUUUCCUGGUUGUUGUAUAUUAUCAACAGAAGAUAUUUAUUUUGUACUUAUAUUGUAAGUUUGUUUUGAGACCAGUAUACAUUAGAAAUUAAAUAGAAUUCAGUGUAAACAUGACUCUCACAGAAAUGGAACCACUUAAAAUACAUUUAGAUGCUCUGGAAAUGGCAGGAAAAGUUGUAGAUGCUCAUAUUACAGCAGAUAGCAAUUUUCCUUCUUUAAUUAAUCUCAUGAGAUAUAAUGUACAAGGUGGACCGACUGUUAGUGGACUUGAUGACAACGAUUAUCCCAACUUACAUGGAAUGUCAAUGUGUUUUUCUAACAUAAAUCAAAUGAAAUUGCACAGCAAAAUUUCAUUACCAUCUGAAGUAAUGGAACACUUCGAUCAUGUUCAAUGUCAUUGUAUGAUGGGCUUGUUUACAGAAAUUUCAAAAGCUUGGCUUACAAUUGAUAGCGACAUAUAUGUUUGGUCAUAUGAAAAUGAGACCGAUGUUGCAUAUUUUGAUGGGUUAAACGAGACUAUAGUAAGUGUGGGUUUGGUUAAACCUAAACCAGGCGUGUUUCGGCCUCAUGUAAAAUAUUUAUUGGUCCUUACAACUAUGGUGGAGAUAACUAUUCUGGGAGUAAUAUUAACAGAACAUUCUGAAGGAACAUCGCCUGAAAUGCAGUUGGUUCCUGAACCAAUCUUCACAGUGACAACAGAUGGUAUAGGAAUUACAGUAAUUGCAAACAGCAACAGUGGCAGAAUUUUCCUUGGUGGUAGAAAUGGUUCUUUGUAUGAAAUAUAUUAUCAGGCACAAAUAAGUUGGUUUGGAAAACGUUGUAAGAAAAUUAAUCAUUCAGAGGGUCCACUAUCAUUCUUAGUGCCAUCCUUUAUCACUAUAGCUUUAUCAGAAGAAGAAACAAUAAUACAAAUCUCUGUGGACGAUUCACGUAAUAUUUUAUACACUCUUGGUGACAAAGGAACAAUUACAGUUUGGGAUAUUGAUAACGAUGGCGCAUCCAAAGUUGCGUCUUUGUCACAGGCUUCUUUAGUACAAAAUGCCGUUCACGUUGUUAAAACUCUUGAUAGCAAUAACUUCCGACCAUUGGUGAGCAUAUCUGCUAUAACAGAAUCCGAAUCAGUGCACUUAAAUUUAGUUGUAGUUGCAGCUACGGGAACACGAUUUUACUUUAGUUGUACUUCCGUGACUAAUCCGACAAGUAGACCCCAAGGCCUGCAAUUAAUACACGUUAGAUUACCACCAGGAUAUGCUGCUAAUGCUACUGUAAUGAGACCCAGGAAAGUUCAAAUGGCACAUUACAGAAAAGGAACACUGAUUCUCGUAUGCGAUGGGGAUACAGAAACAGCUUUGUGCUUAAGUAAUGAUGCUUAUCCAUUUACAAAUUAUUUAGCCGAAACUCAAAGUCCUCUGUCUCUUGAUAGUCCAGUGUGGGCGAUGUCAGAAAUCCUUGUUGAACCAGCUAUUCGGAUCGAGAAGCAAAGUAGCUCCCAAGGGGAGCCGCCCCUUCUCGUGAGGCAGCACAUGGAAGCUCCGAGAAAGUUUAUCUUCUUAACAUCUCAGGGCGCAAUUAUUUUCGUGCAAGUUCGUCCUGUAGAUAUUUUGAAGCAACUUCUUUUGGAACAACGUGGACCGGAUACAGAAGCGGUUCGAGCAUACUUUCAAUCGCAAUCGUUGGAUCAGGCGUGCGCCACCUGCCUCAUUUUAGCCACGCUUGAAAGUUCUCAGAAUGCUGAGUUAGCGGAAUGGGCAACGAGAGCAUUCUUCUUGUAUGGUAGUCACAGGGUGGUAACCGGAGUUGGACCUGGAAUUGAUGUACAUGGCAGUUUCGCUAAUAUGAAUACAGUGGACAUACGCACAUCGACACCCAGAGUUCCUAAUUAUGAUAUGAGAUAUCAAGGUUUUCGGCCACAUGUGCCUGCAGGACUUAAUACAGACAUUCCAUUGCAACAUUUCUCCGCGAAGCACAAUGGCUUAUAUUUGUACGUGGGGAGAAUACUUCGCCCUGUGUGGAGCAUGCGUUGUAUUAAACAAGAAACUAUAAAUAACAAGAUUGAGAUCUCUAGUACUAUUCCAGCAAGACAAAUCAGUUGGAUUUUAGGACUUUUGCAAGCAUUAAGGUCAUUCCUCAACAAAAACACUCAUAUUACUAAACAACCUAAUACCAGCAGAAAUAUAACCGAUGGAUUUGAAGCGACUGUAUCUAGUCAUUUCCAAGAACCGAUAGUUGAGGAAAGAAAUUCUUUAGCAGCAUUAAAAAUUUUCAUUAUUCAUGCUUGCGAAGUCCUAGAACUUUGGAAGAUCUUAUGUGAAAACCAUUUAAAUAAUAUUGUCAAUUGUUUAUCAAAGGACCAAAUUAAUCAGUUUUCUACGGCCACCUUCAGAGAUCUGAUCCUUAUUGGACACGAAAUUUCUUCGUUAUUAAUUAUUCACCUUAUCGACAGUUAUCUCGGAGACAAUGCGUCCGUUGAUAUUGUUAGUCAAAGGUUGCGAGAAGUUUGUCCCAAUUUAUACCGAAGCGAAGAUGCAGUUUGUUCUAAGGCUAACGAAAUCAUUUUGAAAGCGAAAAGUUGUACAAACCCCGAAGAGAAAGAGUGUUAUUUGCAAUCUGCUUUGAAGCUGUGCAAGGAAGUGGCGCCUAGAUUAAAUUUAAGCGCCGUUUGCCAACAAUUCAUCGCGUGUCAAUUUUAUACGGGUGUGCUUGAGCUAUGUCUCUGCUGUGCAGACAGAGUGGACCCUAAUAACGCCGCGUUACACUAUUACAAAAACAACGAACCAAACGAAGACCAAGAAGGUCGAUUCGCUUACAUGAAGAGGAUGGAGAUUUAUAAAGAAUUUAUUACGUUAUUGGAUCAUCUCCAUAAUCAAAGUAUUUCAAAUCCAUUAACGCCCACCAUACCGAAGAAACCAGGACCUCUUUCUCCAAAUGCUUCAGCAGUGGCCGUUGCUCCAGCGAAAAAAAUAUUGCACGACAUCAUAAAUGACGCGUUGCAUUCUCCAUGCGAAACCCUCCACGUUUCAGUGUACGCUUGGAUGAUACAACAGAGGCUCCAUGGGGAAUUGGUGGCGCUUGCAGCUCCAUCGUUGGAAGCUUAUCUGACGCGUGUCAAUGCACCCGACUUGCUCUGGCAGUUUUACGAGAGAAAUAAAAAUCAUGCCGCCGCGGCCAAGAUCCUGGACUCUCUGGCAUCUAAAGAAUCUAAUAUACCAUUGGCACAAAGGGUCGAAUACUUAGCUCGUGCAGUUGUUUGCAUGAGAAGUGAUCAGGCUGGAUAUGCUCCAUAUCUUGGAGUUUUCUUGCGCGAAUUAGAAGACAAGGUGGAAGUGGCGCGAAUACAACAGCAGAUAUUAGAUACGGUUUAUAAUCAGCACUUGACGGAUCGACUGAACGAAGAGACAUUUAGAGCAUUAAAUUAUUCAUUACUCGAUAUCACGAAGCUGUAUGAAAAGUAUGCGGAUUCUCUACAAUUAUGGGAAUGCAAAUUGGCCAUAAUUAAUUGCUCCGGUCAUCAAGAUGCAAUGCUGAUUCAAGAAAUUUGGACCAAUAUCAUCAACAAUGAAUUAAAAGAUGCAUCUAAUGCAGAAGACAAAAUGGCAAUUUUAAUGAGCAAAAUUAUAUCUCUUGGAGAGGAGUAUUCCGGAUCUCCGCAUUGUUUCCCAGUUGAUUUCCUAAUAAAGCAGUUAGAAAUAAAAGCAUGUAAAUUGAACGUAUCAAAUGCCAGGAUCAUAUCUGGAUUCCUACAACUAGGAAUUUCAAUGGAAGAUCUUCUGGAUAUUUACAAAAUGAUUGGAAAGGACACUCGAACCUGGUUAAAUGAAGGAAACGAGUUCCAUCUAAUACAGUCAACUGCAAAUUUGGUUAACUAUUUCAUUCAACAUUCUAAUAUAACAAACAACUUGAUCAGGCGAAAAAUCAUCACAAAGUGUCAAGAUGUAAUCUCGAAAUGCUUGACCACCCUAUACAAUCAACCUCAUGGACAAAAAUUGAUAACGGAACUCAGAUCGAUUCAGAGCGUUUUAAAUCGUAUGUAAAAAUUAUCGGCAAUUCGUCGAGCAAACGAUGUUUUAUAAAAUUGUAUAAAUCGAUGAAACAGAACGGAUCAAGUUAUUCUAUGGAGAGAUCUUUGACAUUAAGUAAAGCAAAAUGUAAAUAAGCGAAAUUGCAUUUGUUCUAGUAUUUUUUACAUUGUACACAGGAGUUCGUUCGUUUCAUAAUAAAAUCGUCGUAUACGUGAA